AUGGCUUAUACACCAAGAUUUCAAGAUGAUCAAAAUCAAGCUCGACAAAAUUAUCCAACUAUUUCAAACCUUGUCAAACCACAGGAUAAUACUUAUCAAUUUGAUAGACAAACUACGGAUAGUCCCUAUACAAAUCGAAGACCAAUUGAUAAUCGAUAUCCAUCGGAAAUCUAUCGAACACCAUAUAGUACCUAUGAUGGUACAAAACGACCAGAUGAUUAUCGAUAUCCAUCGGAUAUCAAUCGAACACCAUAUAGUACCUAUGAUGGUACAAAACGACCCGAUGAUUAUCGAUAUCCAUCGGAUAUCAAUCGAACACCAUAUAGUACCUGUGAUGGUACAAGACGGCCCGAUGAUUAUCGAUAUCCAUCGGAUAUCAAUCGAACACCAUAUAGCAUCUGUGAUGGUACAAAACGACCAGAUGAUUAUCGAUAUCCAUCGGAUAUCAAUCGAACACCAUAUAGUACCUGUGAUGGUACAAAACGACCCGAUGAUAAUCGAUACCCAAUUCGUCAUUCAUAUCCUGGUAAUGCACGUUCAUGUGCUAUGGAAAUUAAUAUAAAAAUUAAUACUGGUGGUAGUGGAACUUCUCAAGGACCAUAUGCAACACAAAAUUAUACAUCAAAAUCACCAGAUGUUCGUUCGCAAGCAACUAUUGAUAAUGUUCGUUAUAUCACUUUACAUUUGCAAUCACCACAAAAUACGGCUCGAAUUGCAACGGAUGGUAUUAUAAAUCGGUUCCAAUGA
Messenger RNA from Rotaria sordida, 747 nucleotides. The record is from the annotation of a GenBank genome assembly. NCBI's taxonomy places the organism in Eukaryota, Metazoa, Rotifera, Eurotatoria, Philodinida, Philodinidae.